UUUGAAGAACUACUGCUUCAACAAAAACCACAUUGCAUUGUUGCUGAUAUGUUCUUUCCACGGGCAACUGAUUCUGCAGCAAAAGUUGGUAUUCCUACGAUUGUAUUCCAUGCUACUGGGAAUAUCAAUAUGACAAGGUUGCAGCUGCCAAAUAUAUUCACCAAAAUCGUGAAAUUAUAUGCAGAAAUCAGGGAAUCAGAGGUGAGGAGUUAUGGCGUUAUUAUCAAUAGCUUCUAUGAGCUUGACGGUGUUUAUGCUGAUUAUUAUAGAGAGUUUAUUGGAAAAAAAGAAUGGCAUAUAGGUCUAUUCUCAGUUUACAACAGAGAUAUGGAUACAUCAUACCGCGGAAAAGAACCCUCUAUCAAUAAACACAAGUGUCUAAAGUGGCUUGACACAAAAGAUAUCAACUUAGUUGUUUAUGUGUGCUUUGGAAGUACAAAUCACUUCCUUAACUCUCAGCUUAAAGAAAUUUCUAUGGGACUCAAAGCAUCGUGGAAAGAUUUAGUUUUGGUGGUGAAGAAAAAGAGAGAAGAUAGAGAAAAAGGUCUACCAGAAUUUGAGAAAAUAAUGAAAGGAAAAGGACUAAUUAUAAGAGGUUGGCCUCUUCAACUUUUGAUUUUUCAACAUAAAGCUAUUGGAGCAUUUGUGACUCAUUGUGGAUGGAACUUAACUUUGGAAAGUGUGGCUGCUGGAGUACCUAUGAUUACUUGGCCUAUAGCUUUUGAGGAAUUUUAUAAUGAGAAGUUGGUAACUGAAGUACUUAAAAUUGGUGUACCUGUUGGAGAUAAAAAAGUUAGUGGAUACCAUUCAGUAGCUAUUUUACUUACAAGAAUGUGA
Molecule: messenger RNA, 837 nt
Organism: Medicago truncatula (barrel medic)
Lineage: Eukaryota; Viridiplantae; Streptophyta; Magnoliopsida; Fabales; Fabaceae
Product: UDP-glucose flavonoid 3-O-glucosyltransferase 7
Exons: 2
Molecular function (GO): UDP-glucosyltransferase activity
Source: RefSeq, a predicted model, not a curated record